Molecule: messenger RNA, 564 nt
Organism: Fraxinus pennsylvanica
Lineage: Eukaryota; Viridiplantae; Streptophyta; Magnoliopsida; Lamiales; Oleaceae
Source: the annotation of a GenBank genome assembly
AUGGUCAUGUUCGGAGCCUUUGCCGAUGCCCAAAUGAUGAACAUGCUAGAAGAAGAAGGGUUAAGAAACCUCUGCCAAGGAAACGAGAAGGUUGGAAAACUUCAUUUUUAUCUGCAGGACGUACUAGGUGGUCUUAAUGCUACAGUUUGGGAGGUGGCUCGAGCUGAAAUAACUCCGACUUCACCCACAUCUUUUGGUCAAGUUAGGGUCAUAGAUGACUUAAUGACAGCUGAACCCGAUUCCAAUUCGACCAAAUUGGGCCGAGCUCAGGGACUCAUUACUUUUGCAGAUUUGGAGAAUUCAGGCCUUGCUAUGAACAUCAACUUUAUUUUCACAGCGGGCAUAUACAAUGGAAGCACACUGAGUGUUUCAGGAAGAAAUCUUAUGACUGUACAGAAUCGUGAGUUGGCUGUCAUUGGUGGCACAGGUGUUUUCCGAUUGGCACGGGGAUAUGCCAUUUCAAGUACUUACUCGUUUGAUUCCGUCACAAAUUAUGGUGUUUUGGAGUAUACCCUUUACAUUGCAUAUGUCGAAUCGGGAUUUGGACCGCUCGCUAGUCAUUGA